AGAGAGAGAGAGAGAGAGGUAAUACCUUGUACCAAAACACAUGCGUCUAUAUUCGCAAUCUUGACGAAGAACGCCUCCAGAGAAAACAUGCUGAUGAUGGAUCCAUGAACCCUAGCACUCACAUGUAGUCUUGGAUCCGUGAGGAAUUUGUAGCACGUACUUGAUUGUCCGUUUAUGUCCUCCUUCGUUUCUAUUUUUUUCAUCAUCUUUCUCGCCCUGAGACGGCUAUCGCCGCGGCGGCGAAUGGAUGGAGUGUCGUCUCCAAAGUCCUAUCUAAGCCUCAUCAAAAACCGCUUCUUGAGGUGAUCUCCACGCUCUCCACCCCCAAUGGCCCUCAAAGGCGGGGCCUUUCCUAGUUCCCUCGCCCUUCUCGCUCUCCUUCUCGUCCUAUUCCCCCUCCCCCUCACCCGGCCGCCGCUCUUCGAUCCGUCCAGUGGCCCCUCUCCUCGCCUCGGCCCCAAGAACGGAACCCUAACCCUCUCCCGUAAUUACGUGGUGAGGUUCCUGGAGUACAGGAAGGCGGAGGACCACUGGGCCUACCUCGAGGAGACUCUUGGAUCAUUGGACGGGUGGAGAUGGAUCGAGAGGAGGAACCCGGCGGCGUCAUUCCCCACAGAUUUCGGGGUCUUGGAGAUAGAGGAUUUGCAUCGGAUGUCUUUGAUCAAGGAGCUCGAGACGUUGGGGCGGGUGAAGGACGUAUUCGUCGAUUCGAGCUAUUCUCGGAGUUUGUUUGCGGAGGAAAAUCCGAACGAUGGAACCUUUCUAGAGUGCAAGAAACGCCCUGGGAAAAUUUUCACAUCGAUGUCGUUCGAGGAGGAAGAAGACCGGGCGUAUACUCCGCUUAGCAAUGCAUCAAUUUGCUGGAAAAGGAAGCUUUUGGUGCAGAGAUCCCAAGUUACAUCUCUUUUUGGAGCUGACAGACUUUGGGCUCAGGGAUUCACUGGUGCAAAAGUUAGAAUGGCAAUUUUUGACACCGGUAUUCGAGCAAAUCACCCUCAUUUUCGUAAUAUCAAGGAGCGCACUAACUGGACAAAUGAGGAUACAUUAAAUGACAAUCUUGGGCAUGGGACCUUUGUAGCAGGUGUUAUUGCUGGCGAAGAUGCAGAGUGCCUGGGUUUUGCUCCAGACACUGAAAUCUAUGCAUUUCGAGUAUUCACUGAUGCUCAGGUAUCUUACACGUCAUGGUUUCUUGAUGCAUUUAAUUAUGCUAUUGCGACCAAUAUGGAUGUGCUGAAUUUAAGUAUUGGCGGGCCUGAUUAUCUGGAUCUCCCAUUUGUGGAAAAGGUUUGGGAGCUCACAGCAAAUAAUAUUAUUAUGGUGUCAGCUAUUGGAAAUGAUGGACCUUUGUAUGGCACACUAAAUAAUCCAGCGGACCAGAGUGACGUUAUUGGAGUUGGUGGUAUUGAUUACAAUGAUCAUAUUGCUUCUUUCUCCUCACGUGGCAUGAGUACAUGGGAGAUUCCGCAUGGAUAUGGCCGUGUGAAACCAGAUGUGGUUGCAUAUGGUCGUGAAAUAAUGGGAUCCAAGAUCAGCACAGGUUGCAAAAGCCUCUCAGGCACCAGUGUUGCAAGUCCAGUGGUUGCUGGUGUGGUAUGCUUGCUUGUAAGUGUUAUCCCAGAAAAAAACCGGAAAGAUCUUCUGAAUCCUGCAAGCAUGAAGCAAGCUCUAGUUGAGGGUGCCAGGAAGCUUUCUGGUUCUAAUAUGUAUGAGCAAGGUGCAGGCAGACUCAAUCUCUGGGAGUCUUAUGAAAUCCUGAAAAGCUAUCAACCCCGAGCUAGCAUUUUCCCGAGUGUUCUUGACUAUACAGAUUGUCCCUACUCCUGGCCUUUUUGUCGCCAACCUUUAUAUGCUGGGGCCAUGCCUGUCAUCUUCAAUGCUACAAUCCUUAAUGGCAUGGGUGUGAUUGGUUAUGUUGAGAGCCCGCCUAUAUGGCAGCCUUUUGAUGAGGUUGGCAAUCUGCUCAGCAUUUACUUCACAUACUCAGAUGUCAUCUGGCCUUGGACUGGUCACCUUGCGCUUCACAUGCAGGUCAAGGAAGAAGGUGCCCAAUUCUCAGGUCUGAUUGAGGGUAAUGUGACACUUAAAGUAUACAGUCCACCAUCUCGUGGAGAAAAAAGCGCACAAAGUAGUACAUGUGUGCUUUACUUGAAACUAAAAGUGGUUCCAACCCCACCUAGAUCAAAGAGAAUUCUAUGGGACCAAUUUCACAACAUAAAAUACCCACCUGGAUAUAUUCCAAGAGAUUCUCUGGAUGUUCGUAAUGACAUUCUUGAUUGGCAUGGUGAUCACCUGCACACAAAUUUCCACAUCAUGUACAACAUGCUACGGGAUGCAGGGUACUAUGUUGAGACACUUGGAUCACCCUUUACAUGUUUUGAUGCUAGACAUUAUGGAACCUUGCUCAUGGUGGAUCUUGAAGAGGAAUAUUUCAGAGAGGAAAUUGAGAAACUUAGAGAUGAUGUUAUUAAUGGAGGGCUGGGACUUGCUGUUUUUGCUGAAUGGUACAAUGUAGAUUCGAUGGUGAAGAUGAGAUUUUUUGAUGAUAACACGCGGAGUUGGUGGACUCCAGUUACUGGAGGUGCAAAUAUCCCUGCGCUUAAUGAGCUCUUGACCCCAUUUGGUAUUGCCUUUGGGGAUAAAAUUUUAAAUGGUGAUUUCUCGAUCAACGGUGAGCAGAGUCAUUAUGCCUCUGGAACUGAUAUAGUGAAAUUUCCAGGGGGUGGUUAUGUACAUAGUUUUGAAUUUCAGGACAACUCAGAAAGUGGUGCUAUGCAGAACAUACUGCAGACUUCUGGGAUGACCAAGCUCUCUUCAAUUCUUGGCCUAGUGGAGAUUGGUAGGGGUCGAAUCGCAGUCUAUGGGGAUUCCAACUGCCUUGACAGUAGUCACAUGGUAACAAACUGCUAUUGGCUUCUGAGGAAGAUACUGGACUUCACCAACAAGAAUGUUAAAGAUCCAGUGCUUUUCGCAGACCCGGCAAAAACCAAGGUCCCGCUGCAUGAGGAUGGUAGCCAGUUACCAUCCCGUAGAACUGAUGUAAACUUUUCGUCAUAUUCUGCAGUAGUGGGCAAAGAGUUGAUCUGCCACCACGACUCUAGGUUUGAGGUUUGGGGGACAAAAGGUUAUGGUCAACUCAUUGGCAGGAACAGAAAACUACCAGGAUAUCCUACCAUUGAGCUGGUUAAUGAUUUGAACAUCACAAUGAUGGGAUCCAAUCUAAGAUCAGAUGAAGUUACAAUACAGAUUGAUGGAGGAAAUAAUUCUGGAGCCAUUGGUAGAAACAAGUUUCACAAUAGCGUGGAUUUCUUGGGUCUGCUCAACCAUGAUGAGGUUGACAUACCCAUGUUAAUGGCAAGUCAAUGGGUCGUACCUUUGUUCGUUGCUGUGACUGGUCUUCUGUUAUGCCUGAGCUGGCGUAUGCGGCAGAAGCGACGACGGCGAAGGAGAGGGUCGGGAUCAGGUCGAGUUUCAAACCUAGUUUAGCUGCACCAACUGUUAUAGUUUUCAAUGGACUAUAUUUCUGGCUGUGCCAUGGUCAUAUAGGUUACCUUUAGAUCAAUUUAACAGGAGAUUUCAUGUACCUAUGACAGUUGCAUUUGAGGACUUGAGAAGUAGCCUAAUGUAUCAGUCAUAGAUUUGUGGGGUCCAGAAUCUGAUGCUCUUGACCCAGAAGGGAGCAUGAUAGCCCUUCGGCUGCCUUGAGAUCAGACUCCGGAUGGUUGUCAAAAUGCCCCAAUGUUGUAUUAUCAUCCAUUAAUUUUGUUGUGUUAGGAACUGCUAGUGCUAUCAAUCACAAUCAAUUAUUGGCUUUUUAGCCUUAACCUGAAUUUUUAUGAGGUCACCAA
This is a messenger RNA of Elaeis guineensis (African oil palm), 3845 nucleotides long. RefSeq names its product subtilisin-like protease SBT6.1. Gene Ontology annotation, molecular function: serine-type endopeptidase activity. NCBI's taxonomy places the organism in Eukaryota, Viridiplantae, Streptophyta, Magnoliopsida, Arecales, Arecaceae. Gene Ontology annotation, biological process: proteolysis. Gene Ontology annotation, cellular component: Golgi apparatus. The record is from RefSeq and is a predicted model, not a curated record.